Molecule: messenger RNA, 1437 nt
Organism: Pocillopora verrucosa
Lineage: Eukaryota; Metazoa; Cnidaria; Anthozoa; Scleractinia; Pocilloporidae
Source: RefSeq, a predicted model, not a curated record
AUGAGGAGAAAAGUGUCAAAGGAGAAUUGUUUGGAUACUGCUGACGCAUCUGGAGCGAAAUUGGUGACAAACGCAGAGCUGGAAGAAGCCGGAAAAGAGAUUAUCAAGUUCGAGCAGAAUCUCACCUUUGCAGAAGAAUUAGAAGCCGUUAAGGGAGGUAAAUGCGUCAAGGGGUCAAGUGCACUUGCAAGAUUAGAUCCGAUCUUGACCGAUGGUCUUCUUCGUGUUGGCGGGCGCCUUAGCAGGGCUACCCUAUCAGACGACUCUAAGCAUCAGAUUAUCAUUCCUAAAGAUUCUCAUCUAGCUCGUCUGCUUGUGAACCACUUUCACCAGAAAAGCGGCCAUUCUGGUAGAGAAUAUGUCCUGGCUCUGUUGCGCGAACGUUUCUGGUUGAUUCGUGCCAACUCUACUGUUAGAAGUGUGCUUUCAUCCUGCUUUGAUUGCAAACGACGACAAGGUCCCGUUGGAGAACAAAAGAUGGCAAAUCUGCCUCGGCCUCGAGUUACACCAGAUCAACCCCCCUUCACGUGCGUGGGGAUAGAUUAUUUUGGUCCCUUUCUUGUUCGUCAAAAGAGGAGCAUGGUCAAACGUUAUGGUGCAAUCUUCACUUGUUUGGCACUGCGAGCUGUUCAUCUGGAGGUGUGUCACUCACUGGACACUGACUCUUUUAUUCACGCACUCAGACGUUUUAUCGCUCGUAGAGGUCAAGUUAAAGAAAUUCGCUCCGACAAUGGUUCAAAUUUCGUAGGAGGUGAAAGGGAGCUUCGUGUCAUGAUUGACAGCUGGAAUCAAGCUAAAAUUCAUGACGCCCUUCUGCAGAAAAGCAUCAAAUGGGUUUUUAACCCACCCGGAGCCUCGCAUCAUGGUGGUGUCUGGGAGAGGCUAAUUAGAUCUACACGCAAGGUUCUGGGUGCCCUGGUUAAAGAACAAAGUCUCGAUGAUGAGAGUCUUCAGACCUUGUUGUGUGAAUGUGAGAGCAUUAUCAAUGGAAGACCUCUGACCACAGUUUCUGACGAUCCAAAGGAUUUGGAACCACUAUCACCGAACCACCUUCUCCUGCUUCGCAGCGAGACACCUCUUCCUCCAGGCUUGUUCUUAAAGAGCGACACAUACUCCAGGAGAAGAUGGCGGCAAGUACAAUAUUUGGCUGAUGUUUUCUGGGGUCGCUGGAAGAGAGAAUAUCUCCCUCUGUUGCAAUCACGUCAGAAAUGGUUUCGACCAAAGAAAAACUUUGCCGUGGGGGACACUGUUAUCGUGGUUGACGAAACUUUGCCAAGGAAUGCGUGGGCAAUUGGUCGGAUUACAGAGGUUUUUCCUGACAAAUAUGGAUUUGUCCGCCGUGUCAAGGUUAAAACCAAGACAUCAACUUUGGAGCGCCCUAUCAGUAAACUAUGUCUUCUGGAAUCAAUUGAACAAGUGGAAGGAAAAAUUCAUUGA